UCACAUACCACCUGAGGUUCUAGGUGGACAUGAAUUUCUUGGGGGGAGGGAGGGGGACACUAUUCAGCCCACUGCAGACCAAGCAGAGGCCACUUCUGAGAGGACGAGAAGGCUGAAGGGUGAUGCGGGGUGUUUAGCCGAGCAGGCCACCCAAGCUCUCCUAAAUUCAUCUGCGUCUACUCUCUUCCUGGUGGGCAGCACGGGCCCCAUGCAGCGCUGUCUGAGAAUCAUGGUGCCGGAGGAGGGGAGCUCCGGCUGCCCGGUGCCCCGCCUGUCCUGGAUGUCGGUGCUGCGCUCUGCCGCGAUCCUGUCUCUUACCGGCAUAAUGGCAUACUGCUUCCUGCGCGUCCAGCAAGGGCAGCUCGAGCCGCCUAAGCGGGACAUGGCUGAGCUGCAGCUAAAUCACACAGGACAGCGGCUGGACCACAGGCUGCGCUGGCAGGGAAGUCCGGCCUUGGGCCGCUCCUUCGUGGAUGGACUGGAGCUGGACGACGGCGGGCAACUGCGUGUCCGGCGCGGCGGAGUCUACAGGCUGCACAUCCAAGUGACGCUGGCCAACUGCUCCUCCUCCACGCGGGCCGCCCGGCCUCCCAGGGCCACGCUGACGGUGGGCAUCUGCUCCCCGGCCGCCCACAGCAUCAGCCUGCUGAGGCUCAGCUUCCACGGAGGCUGCGUGGCCGCCUCCCAGCGCCUGACGCCAUUGGCUCGCGGGGACACGCUGUGCACCAACCUCACGCUGCCUCUGCUGCCCUCCGCAAAUGCUGAUGAGACCUUUUUUGGGGUUCAGCUGGUGCACCCCUGACUGUUGCGCCCCCUGGCCCAGAUUUGUCGGGAGAGUGUGUUUUCUCUCUCUCUCUUUUUUU
Messenger RNA from Acinonyx jubatus (cheetah), 863 nucleotides. RefSeq names its product CD70 molecule (gene CD70). The record is from RefSeq and is a predicted model, not a curated record. Gene Ontology annotation, molecular function: tumor necrosis factor receptor binding. The transcript has 4 exons. Gene Ontology annotation, biological process: immune response; tumor necrosis factor-mediated signaling pathway. Gene Ontology annotation, cellular component: extracellular exosome; plasma membrane. Bases 209 to 802 code for a protein of 197 amino acids. NCBI's taxonomy places the organism in Eukaryota, Metazoa, Chordata, Mammalia, Carnivora, Felidae.